Somion occarium is the source of this 2109-nucleotide messenger RNA. The record is from the annotation of a GenBank genome assembly. NCBI's taxonomy places the organism in Eukaryota, Fungi, Basidiomycota, Agaricomycetes, Polyporales, Cerrenaceae.
UGCCCUUAGGACUCCGUUGUUGUUCUGAAGAAAGGUGAAAUUCGCUUGACCAUCAAUCUGAUCGUAACGAUCGAUCUGUUCAUAUGGGGUUGAACAGCACGGCGAGUUUACCUUUCAUGAUAAACUCAAAGUAGCAUAUUUGUGACACAGUGAAUGGACGUACCCGCAACGUCUCUGCGCUUGCUGAGACAGCAAGUUCGCGUUUCAUCCCUGUAUUCCACUGUUAGUAAGUGUCCUCCGACACUAUCGCGAGGCUUCCUCAUGUUUCCCAGUCUUUUUGCAAUCCAGGUUUACGUGACCCGAACAAGACCGCGGCGAAAGUAUCUUCUCUUCGCACCUAGUCACCGAACAACCCGCGAUAGCGCCAUUAGUAAUUGGUCGUACUCGGGCCUCCUCACGCGGAAAUUUGUUUCCAAGGUCUUUUCUAUAGCUUCCGUCCUUCUCACGAUCAAACUCCCACCCAAAGUUCAAAGUUGAACUUCGGAUUCCAACAAUGCUCGACCCCUCAGCUGAACUUGAACCUUCACAUUCUUACGACCCUUCACAGCCUCACGACCCCUCACACUCAUACAACCAAUCACUAUCCUACGAAUCUCUGCGUACACAUCCGCGUUCACACUCACAUUCACAUGCUUUCAGUGACGCCCAAUCUUCCACAAGUUCAACCACUUUGAGUUACGGCGAAGUCGUACCCCGAUCCAGAAUGUCCCUCGCCAUACCCAAUUCUCCUAGCCCUACCCAUUCUCAUCUUCAAAGCCCGAGUUUUCUUUCUCAAAAACGUAACUCCGGCUCUGGCUUCAGUUCCAAUGAACCUCAGGGGAUGGGUAGUAGGGAGGGUUCGGGUUCGGGUGUACAUUCCUUACCGAACCCAUAUGAUGCAUAUAGGGUUUCUCAGACCGAUAGUUCGUCCAGCCACGUUCUUUCUCAGAAGAGGAAGCAAGAUAGUGAAGAAGCCGCUCGGACGUCUAGUCGUCCUAACAAUGGUCAAGUAGGGGUGACGUCUCAAGGCCAAUUUCAAGAUACUCUACCACAACGGACCCUAGACGACGUCCGAGACCAAGUCGCACAAAGUAUAGCCAUCCGAGCUGUACGCAAAGCCGAAGAAGUAGAUGGAAGUAAAGUAGGCGUCGUCCUCACCCUGGCUAGCGUUCAAGCUUCUUCCUCAGCUCCCAAUACUAGUAGUGGGUUGACGGAUGAGAAUGGUGUUCGGUUCCUUCGACUCAUCUCAUCGAAAAUCAAACGCUCUCUCUUGACGUCCAGCUACAUAUACAUUAUCGGAACUUCGGGUUUAUCCACUCCUGGUACACCCAGUCCUAUCCUCAUUCUCAGCUCCUCUCCAGAAUUCGUCCACCGCGCCACAAUUCUCAUCAACGCCAAAUUCGUUGGUCGACUCAGGCCCCUACACCCGGUACUCAAUCAUGACCCCAGUGGAAAACGAUACUUGGCAGAAAUCCAAGAUCUCGGACAGUCGACAUUUGAUGAAGAGGCGCUUUGGGACGUCGUGAGGAAGAGUGCAAGGAAUCUAAUAGACCCGCUUGUGCCUGCACCGGACAGUCUGGGCAUAAGACAACUUCUCACUGUCGCACGCGCGAAACUCCAGCGUAUAACACCCCUCGAAGCAUAUACUGAACUCCAAGCACCUGACUCACCUUGGCCCGUCAUCCUCGUUGAUAUCCGACCUCAGGAACAAAGAAAUAAGGAAGGUGAGAUCCCUGGUGCGCUAUUGAUUGAGAGGAACGUGUUGGAAUGGCGAUUCGAUCCUAGAGGCAAAGUUGGGGACGGUGAGGAUGGCGGAAGACUGCCCAUUGCUGAUAGAUUUGAUUUGAGGGUGAUUGUGUUUUGUCAAGAGGGGUAUACGAGUUCAUUAGCUGCUGCCAGUUUGCAUGACCUCGGAUUGCUAAAUGCUACGGAUAUUGUAGGUGGGUUGAAGGCUUGGAGGGAAGCUGGAUUGCCUGUAAGCCUGCCCCAGCCAUGACGUGAGAGAUGAUUCAGAGCCGGCCCCAUGUCUUCUUAAUCGUCGUACUUAGGACGGGCUGUUUCACACAUGUAAUAGUAAAAUCUAGAGUACGGAAAAUGAGCAUCCAAUAAAGAUGUUCGUAUAUUACAGAG